Ilex paraguariensis (yerba mate) is the source of this 489-nucleotide messenger RNA. The record is from the annotation of a GenBank genome assembly. Lineage: Eukaryota; Viridiplantae; Streptophyta; Magnoliopsida; Aquifoliales; Aquifoliaceae.
CUCGACACGCCGGAAUCGCGUAGACAGUUGGAAAGAAAAUUAAUCACUAUUCCUUAUGAGUUUUAUCACUCCCUCUUGCCGAGGGGUCUCGACUUUCAGAUCAUGAGCAAUGGUCGAUAUAAAAGCAUCGAGCAUCGUGUGACUGCCAAUGGAAGCAAGAACAGGGUUUCAGUCCCAAUUUUUGUGAACCCCAGACCUUUUGAUGUUAUCCGUCCACUGACAGAAGUGCUGGAGAAUGGAGAGAAACCAAUGUACAAGCAAGUUCUUUACUCGGAUUACGUCAAGCAUUUCUUCAAGAAAGCCCAUGAUGGAAAAGACACUAGAAUUUGCAAAGAUACGAAAAGUUUCAAGUCAAGCCUGCUAUCUUCGUUUGGAGUAAUACGGAGAAUAAUCAUUACAAUAAAUUACGGAUCAUCAAGGCAUGGUCCAAGAGAACCAAAGCUAGUCUGUGAUCUAACUCUGUAUCAGAGAGAGAGUUUCUCUAUUUAA